This is a messenger RNA of Heterobasidion irregulare TC 32-1, 366 nucleotides long. RefSeq names its product vacuolar H+-ATPase V1 sector, subunit G. Gene Ontology annotation, molecular function: proton-transporting ATPase activity, rotational mechanism. Gene Ontology annotation, biological process: proton transmembrane transport. Bases 1 to 366 code for a protein of 121 amino acids. The record is from RefSeq and is a predicted model, not a curated record. NCBI's taxonomy places the organism in Eukaryota, Fungi, Basidiomycota, Agaricomycetes, Russulales, Bondarzewiaceae. Gene Ontology annotation, cellular component: vacuolar proton-transporting V-type ATPase complex. The transcript is spliced from 4 exons.
AUGGCCGCCCAACAUUCUCAAGGGAUACAAACGUUGCUCGAGGCUGAGAAAGAUGCUGCUAAAGUUGUCCAGGCAGCGCGCCAAUAUCGCGUGCAGAGGCUAAAGGACGCGCGAACGGAGGCCUCUAAAGAAAUAGAGGAGUACAAGAGAUCUAAAGAGCUGGAAUUCAAAGCGUUCGAGAACUCGCACGCUGGGUCGACCCAAAGUGCGCAGUCCGUCAUCGACAAGGAGACCGAAGGGAAGCUCUUGGAGAUAACAGAGGCGUUUGAGGCACACAAAGACGACGUCGUCAAGAAACUGCUUGAGCGUGUCGUUCUCAUCAAGCCCGAGCUUCAUCGAAACCUCAAGAAGGCGGGUCUCGAUUGA